CCUAUGGAUCCUGUUCGGCCACCGUUCAGGGGCCCUGCUCCUGUCCACCCAUCUCAAUGUGUGCGGAUGCCAAGCUCUUGGCCAUCAGCUGCGAAACCUCUGGACCCCAGCCUGGGCAGGGCAGGACCUCUAGGGCGCGGUCACAUGUUUGGCAAGCCAGAGGAACCCAGCACGCAGGCUGGGCCACCACAGAAGGAGGCUGUGGGUCUGGUCUCCAUGUUCCGAGGCCUGGGCCUUGACGUGGCGUCCCGGACGUCUGUGAAACGGGAAAUGCCUCCGUCAGGGAGAGGCCUUUUAGGGAGAGGCUUGUCUGCCCACGUGCCACGCAAGGAGAAAGAGGAACCAGGUCUCACUUUGCCGGAUCCUUCCACGUUGGCAGCCAGUGAUAGCAAGAUGGCAGAAGCUUCUGUCGGCUGGAAUAGAAUGCUUGGAAGAGGGAGUUCGGAGGCUGCUCUAGUCCCACUGGGGAGAGCAGCUGGUGGCAUGAGCAGGGGCCUGGACAAGCCCCCCAGCGCCUUUGGCCUCACUUCCUGGAAUCCCCCACGGCUGUCCCCACCUCCCCCGCUGCCCCAGUCUUCACUGCAUUCUCCAGAAGGUCCUCUGCUCCUGACUGCAGAACACAAGGACAAAGAGGUUUUUGUGAAGCAGGGAUCAAAGGGAACCCCUCAGUCUCUGGGAUUGAACCUCAUCAAGAUCCAGUGUCAUAAUGAAGCAGUGUAUCAGUAUCACGUGACCUUCAGCCCUAAUGUGGAGUGCAAAAGUAUGAGGUUUGGCAUGCUGAAGGACCACCAGGCUGUCACUGGAAAUGUCACUGCUUUUGAUGGCUCCAUUCUCUAUCUGCCUGUUAAGCUUCAGCAGGUUCUUGAGUUAAAAAGCCAGCGGAAGACGGAUGAUGCCGAGAUCAGCAUCAAGAUCCAGUUGACCAAGAUCCUGGAGCCGUGCUCGGACCUCUGCAUUCCCUUCUACAAUGUCGUCUUCCGCCGGGUAAUGAAGCUGUUGGAUAUGAAGCUUGUGGGGAGGAACUUCUACGACCCCACGAGUGCCAUGGUGCUGCAGCAGCACAGGUUGCAGAUCUGGCCGGGCUAUGCAGCCAGUAUCCGGAGGACUGACGGAGGGCUCUUCCUGCUUGCUGACGUCUCCCAUAAGGUCAUUCGGAACGACUCUGUGCUGGAUGUCAUGCACGCCAUGUAUCAGCAAAACAAGGAGAACUUCCAGGAAGAGUGCAGUAAGCUUCUGGUUGGCAGCAUCGUCAUCACCCGAUACAACAAUCGCACCUACCGGAUCGAUGAUGUGGACUGGAAUAAGACUCCAAAAGAUAGCUUCACCAUGUCUGACGGCAAGGAGAUCACGUUUCUGGAAUACUACAGCAAAAACUAUGGGAUCACCGUGAAGGAAGAGGACCAGCCGCUGCUGAUUCACAGGCCCAGCGAGAGGCAGAACAACCACGGGAUGCUCCUGAAAGGUGAAAUCCUGCUGCUGCCUGAGCUUUCCUUCAUGACUGGAAUCCCAGAGAAAAUGAAGAAGGACUUCAGAGCUAUGAAGGAUUUGACCCAGCAGAUCAACCUGAGCCCGAAGCAGCACCACAGUGCUCUAGAGUGCUUGCUCCAAAGAAUUUCCAAGAAUGAAAUGGCCAACAGUGAGCUGACGCGCUGGGGGCUCUGUCUGCAGAAGGAUGUGCAUAAGAUUGAAGGACGUGUUCUACCAAUGGAAAGAAUUAACCUAAGAAACACUUCAUUUAUCACAUCUCAGGAUCUAAACUGGGUUAAGGAAGUAACCAGAGACCUUUCCAUCUUGACUAUCCCCAUGCAUUUCUGGGCGCUUUUUUACCCAAAGAGAGCAACGGAUCAGGCGCGAGAACUGGUUAACAUGUUAGAGAAGAUAGCCGGCCCCAUUGGCAUGCGCAUGAGCGCCCCAGCCUGGGUUGAGCUGAAGGAUGACCGCAUAGAGACCUACAUCAGAACCAUUCAGUCCAUGCUGGGAGUGGAGGGGAAGAUCCAGAUGGUUGUCUGCAUUAUCAUGGGGACCCGGGAUGACCUCUACGGGGCCAUCAAGAAGCUGUGCUGCGUGCAGUCCCCGGUGCCCUCCCAGGUCAUCAAUGUCCGGACCAUUGGGCAGCCCGCCAGGCUUCGGAGUGUGGCCCAGAAAAUCUUACUGCAGAUAAACUGCAAGCUGGGCGGUGAGCUCUGGGGAGUGGAUAUUCCUCUGAAACAGCUGAUGGUGAUUGGCAUGGAUGUCUACCAUGACCCCAGCAGAGGCAUGCGCUCCGUGGUCGGCUUCGUGGCAAGCAUCAACCUCACUCUCACUAAGUGGUACUCGCGAGUGGUGUUCCAGAUGCCACAUCAGGAGAUCGUGGAUAGCCUGAAGCUGUGCCUGGUGGGCUCUUUGAAAAAGUUCUAUGAGGUGAACCACUGUCUGCCAGAGAAGAUCGUGGUCUACCGGGACGGAGUGUCCGACGGCCAACUGAAGACGGUCGCCAACUACGAGAUCCCCCAGCUGCAGAAAUGUUUUGAAGCUUUUGAGAAUUAUCAGCCCAAGAUGGUGGUCUUCGUAGUUCAGAAGAAGAUCAGCACCAAUCUGUACCUGGCUGCCACCGAGCACUUUGUGACACCCUCCCCUGGGACUGUGGUGGAUCACACGAUCACGAGCUGCGAGUGGGUGGAUUUCUACCUCCUUGCACAUCACGUGAGGCAGGGCUGUGGCAUCCCUACGCAUUACGUGUGCGUGCUCAACACGGCCAACCUGAGCCCUGAUCACAUGCAGAGGUUGACUUUCAAACUGUGCCACAUGUACUGGAAUUGGCCCGGCACCAUCCGAGUCCCAGCUCCUUGCAAAUAUGCCCACAAGCUAGCCUUCCUGUCAGGCCAGAUCUUGCAUCAUGAGCCGGCCAUCCAACUGUGUGAGAACCUGUUCUUCCUGUGACUGCCCAGCCCAGGUCUCGGCUGGGCUGACUUCGGAGCUCAGCUUGACAGCAGUGUGUUCUCUUUCUCCAACCCUGUAGAAUAAGAUGUCUUUUGUUCUCCUAAAGCUGGUGUCGCCAAGAGCCAGGUGUCAGCUAGGAAGUGCCCUGUGUCCCUUGCAGAGCGGAGGGGAGCAGCACGCUGCGGGCUGGAGCCAGAAGGCUCCUCCUCGGCCAGCACGUGCUGCAGAAUCCCAGUUAGACCUCAGCGCUGUCCUCGCUGAGCAGUUCCCACCUCUGGCAGCAACAUGGAGCAGGCAGAUGAAACCUUUGCAAGUUUCUUAAAGCACAGUUAGUCCACACAGGCCACCUGGAGAGGCGAUGGAAAGGCCUCCUGCUGCAGCUGAUGGCUGCUGUGAAGGGCAUGGAAUAAAAUCGGCUCAUGGGAGAGUCAGUUCUUUGUGGGGAGUUUACAACGCCUGUGCCUUGAGUUGGAUGUGGAGGUGGCUUUCAGCUGUGCUUUGGCCUCCUGCAAGAAUCCAAGUGAAGUUGUGUUUAGUUUGUUUUUUUAAGUAUACCUUUCAGACGCAUUGAGGGAGAUCGUAUUGAGGUCUCGUUCCCUGCCAGUGUACGCACACGAGCGUUACCUCUUCAUGGCUGGCAUUCAGUUAAAUCUCUGUUGGUUAAGUUACAAUCUCAGCCCGCCGGCAGAGUUUGGGGUGAGGUGUGGGUGGCCUUGGUUGCUGUUGAGAGGGGGGAUUGCUCGCUUCUCUUGUGCAAUAACCUCUAAUUGGUGGUUGGUUCAUUUUGCCGGGAACUUUUUGGAACGCAGGCUGAGAUUUGCAGAAGUCGGCUUUGGAAAAACAUGACAUUCCUACCAAAGUCCAGACGGGACACUUGACAAGCGCUGCUUGUCCCCCGGGGCCUGCAGGAGUCAGUGUUUGGGGGAGACCCCGUUCUUCUGUGUUGGUUUCUCACCCCUCCCCCACUCUUAUUUUCAAAUCUCUCAGACCCUUCAGGCAGCUUUCCAACAUGGCUCGCCUUGGUGGGGUUUUAAAGGCCAGUUUUAUGCAACGUCUCAGAUUUGUAUUUAUUUUGGGGCUGAGAGUGGCAGGAAAGGAGACACAGUGGAAAUACCCUUUUCAUAUGAUGCUGUGUGAGAGGAGACACUUCAGCCUCAAAGUCCUUAAAAGAGGAAAGCCCAGAAAUUUCUCAGUUGGCUGCAGGACCCGGCACGGUGCCGGGAGCAAUGAGUGUGGCAGGUUCUCUGGGUUCGUGUGGAGUCUGUAACAUGGGGUGAGGCUGCGACCUGGAAUUUAAACCCUGUGACCUCGAGCUAAAUGAGCCCCUGGUCUCCGACUGAGCAGCCGAGUUUCUUGAUUUUCUUUGGCAGCAGUUUGAAUUUCACAUUACAAGUUGGAUUUCCCCCCCUUCUCUUAGCAAGAACAGGCAGACAGCUUGACUAGAAUCCUAAGAUGCCUUCACUUUUUAGUCCCAGUUUGCUUGCCUUGCUUUUCAGUUUUCAUGCCAAGUGAUUGGACCAUGAGGUGGAAAUAAAGCCGGUCUGUGGGGGUGCGCACUUGUGUCUGAAGUCGCGUCGUGUCUGUGUUGCCCGGUGAGCUGCUGCUCCUGCCACAGCGGCCGCACUCCCUGCAUCCCUCCGUGCUGACCGGGCGUGGCAGGCCGGGCCCCACGGUG
Messenger RNA from Ochotona curzoniae (black-lipped pika), 4594 nucleotides. It is a transcript of the gene PIWIL2, whose product is annotated as piwi like RNA-mediated gene silencing 2. Gene Ontology annotation, cellular component: P granule. NCBI's taxonomy places the organism in Eukaryota, Metazoa, Chordata, Mammalia, Lagomorpha, Ochotonidae. The transcript is spliced from 22 exons. The record is from RefSeq and is a predicted model, not a curated record. The coding region runs from base 4 to 2919 and encodes 971 amino acids. Gene Ontology annotation, molecular function: piRNA binding; protein binding. Gene Ontology annotation, biological process: regulatory ncRNA-mediated gene silencing.